UGAAAACACUGAAUUUCCCCUCAGGGGGAUUAAUAAAGUAAAUAAACAAACACAGCCACAGACUGUACACAUGUUGGCACCUUGUUCAGGUCUCUGUCCAUCUGUGUCCGUCCUCCUUUUCCUCUGCAGCUGUGACGUCGGCAGAGGGCAGCCAAGAUGGCGGCCCCAUGGUUGGAACAUGGCGGGAUAUCAGUACGAUGGACCUGGGCCCUCUGCAGGCCGUGGACAGCGCCGUCUCCUUCUACAACAACAUGUCAAAUGACAUCUUCCUCUUCAAACCCCUCAGCAUCACCAGAGCACAGAUGAAGGUCGUUGAGGGAGCUCUGUACGCCGUGGAUUUGGACAUGACCCGAACCGUCUGCCGUAAACGAGACAACAACAGAGAUCUGUCCAACUGUGACGUUCAGCCUGAAGGUGACGACCUGCACCAGACGUUUCAGUGUCACACGGAGGUCUGGGUGAUUCCCUGGGAGAACAAGACCAUGGUCAGACAAUUCACCUGUUCAUCCUGAAACCACGGGCUGCGUCCCACCUUCAUCCUCCAUCAUCCUCACCUGCUGCUCUCUGCCUCCGCUCACCUGUCAAACUCAACUCUGCACUGAAAAAUAAAACCAACAUUUUUAACUGAA
This is a messenger RNA of Epinephelus lanceolatus (giant grouper), 629 nucleotides long. Lineage: Eukaryota; Metazoa; Chordata; Actinopteri; Perciformes; Serranidae. The record is from RefSeq and is a predicted model, not a curated record.